AUGGACUUGUUGGCCAAGGGCAUACAGCAACUUCAGCAACUACAACUUCGAAAGGAGACUCCGGAGCAGGAGCUGCUCAAGGGCAGCCUCGAGCUUCCCAAGUUGCCUGAGCUCUACCAGGAUGCAAGCUCGGUUUCGUACCUCGAGUGGAUCUAUGAGACCGGGCAGGUGAUCAGUUCGAUCACGGACAAGGCGGGAAUCUGGUGGAGUGUGGUUUUGGACCUUGCCCUGGAGGCCUACCACCGCUACCAGGAUGAGACCCCGCUCAAGCGUCUGAAGAUUACUUUGGGCACCCACCCGAACGCCGACGAUGAGAAAUGGGCCCGCCUGGACAAACGAGUGAUGGCCCUUCUGCUCCAGUGCAUGACGGCGUCGGUGAAACAGGAGGUCCUGAUGCUGAGGCUGCCCCAUGUGAAGGACGUGCUGUACAAGCUGUAUGGCGAGAGCCAGCAACCCCAGCAGAGUGGCCGGGCGGAGGCACUGGUUCGAGUCAUCAAGAGCCGGGUGAAGACCCUGCUGCGUGCGGCUUCUCUGCCUAUGUCCUGCUGGCCGCUUGCCGCACAGUUUUCUGCCCGACGACAGCGAGACCUAUCUCUCGGAGACCGAGCCGAUGAAGCGGUGCCGUUUGGAGCACCAGUGCACGUGAAACACAAGAGGUUCGGGGAAGGGGGAAGAUAUGAUCUUGCUGAACGCUGGCGUUCCGGCAAGUUCGUUGGGUAUUCGUCGGAUGUCCGUGGGGGAAGAGUGGUGCGCCAUGAUGAUGGGAGCUACACGACAUCGGUGCAUAUCAAGCCGUACCUCGUAGACUCCGACGACUUGGUCGAGCAAGGACCCUUUGAGAUGGAAGUUGAGGACCCAGUGCGGCGGAUUCGUGGGAAGUCCCGAAUGGCUUUCCUGGACGCCAACCCCAAGGACGAGCUCGACCAACAGGCCAAGGAGCUCAUGGAUGCUGAGAGCUAUGACUUGGAGGGCGUGACCGCAAUCUGGGAGCUUCUGAAACCACACGCGAGAUCUACUACAAGGUCAACUCAAGGCGAAGGGCUCCAAUGGUUGAUCGGCCAGUAUGUCCAUGGAGGACAAUGUGGAGCAACCUUGGACACGGAUCGUUUCCCCUGGGCCACGCUCUACCUGGUCAAGGCCUUCACCCACCUGACGGGAGAAAAGGAUUUCUCGAUCUUGUUGACUGAGGAUGUGGGAAUGAAGAUACACCGGGAUGUCCACAACCACGCCGGUCGGGACAACGUGCUUCUUCCUGUACUACCUUGUGAGCGUGGAGGGGGAGUUUGGGUAGAGACCGAGCCGAAGGACUAUGAUGUGAAUGAUGAGUGGCGGCAACUACCAAGGGGAGAUUGGCGUCGUGGGCGAGUACAUGAUCUUCAGCCUGGAGUCCCGGUCAAAAUCAAUCCUCGAAGGUUCCACCAGACGGAGGACUGGGAAGGGAGAAGGUUAGUUAUGACGUCCUUUACUCCAAGAUCAACCAGACUGAAGCCACCCGCCCACGAGAAAGUUUUCGGUUAUGGCUUCAAUCCACCUCCUCUACCACCACAAGUUCCCGAACAACUGCAACGGAGCAUCCUCAAGAUGAUGAGCUUCUCCGAGCCCACCAAGCGCCAGGAGGCUGUGAUGUUCCAGAUGAGAACCACACGCGAAGAGCGCCAAGAGAGGGCCCAGGAGAUCAGCCAGGAGCUACAACAGUUGCAGGAUGAUGUCCUUGGAAGACUUCAAGAACGACGGGAAUGGCUCCAGCAGUUUCUGGCUGAGGAGGAGAUCCUUGCCGAAGAGUUCAACACGGUUGGGGAGUCCAUCCGGGAUGAGAUCAAGGAGAUUAACGUGGUGGUCCGGGAGUUGAUCAAGGACGUGGAAGAUCAGGUCCGAUCUGUGGAGGAGCGGUGCAAGGACUUGUACCUCAAGGUAGCCAACGCCACGGAUGACAAGGAGAUCGGGGAUAUUGAGGAUUACCUGACCCACCUCAAGAAGGAUUCGGAUGUCACGUUGGAUGUCCCGCUGGACCAGGUGAAGGCGAACCUCGGAGAGUGGAUCGAGCCCAUGAACAAGGAGCUCGCGAACUUGGAGGAGAAGACGAAUGCGAUUGAGCCCAGGCCUAUGACCGAGGCAAAGAAGCUUGUGAAUGAUGGGUCGUUGAUACUCAUCCCUGGCAAAGUCGUGUUUACUGUCAAGCCUCCAGCUCCGGAGACUAAGGCCGAGAAGAAGUCUCAGGGGGCACGUUGGAAGCGCAAGGCCAGGAUCGUGAUCUGUGGCAACCUGGCCACUCAGUCCUUGAAUGGGCAAGAUUUGUAUGCAGCUGGCGCCUCGGUUGAGGCGCUCCGCUUGGCACUCGCUCUGGCGUCAGCGCUUGGUUGGAUUGCUGCCGCUACUGAUGUCUCAGCGGCUUUCCUUCAGGCCGAAUGGCCUACUGAUCGGCCAACGUACGGAGUGAUCACGCCGCGGAUCUUGGUGCAGGCCAAGCUCGUCCCAGACAACGUUGUGUUCGUGGUCAAACGGGCACUGUACGGGCUGCGGGAAAGCCCGGCUCUUUGGGCAAACCACAGGACGAGGACGUUGAGGGAGGUGAGUGUUGAUGCUCCUGAAGGAAGGGUCUGGCUCAAACCCCUGGUCACCGAUGGGGAGCUUUGGAUGAUCCUGCAGCUACCUCCGGGUGCUGAGCGACCACAACUUCGAGGCCUCUUGGUUUCCUACGUGGACGACUUACUGUACUUGGCGGCAAGGGCAAUGAUCCUUCUACUACACACCCGGAUAGCCGAGAUUUGGCCUUGCUCAGCCCUGGAAUUGUCAGACCAAGGCCUACGCUACCUAGGAAUGGAGCUGCUCCAGGAGGAGAACACCUUUACUCUUGGACAAGAGGCCUACGUGGCCAAUCUGCUUCGGCUUCAUGGACUGGACCCUGGCGAAAAGGCGGCUGUCCCGUGCCCGAAGGAGUGGAUCCAGGACACAGACAUGGACGGCGAGGCGGAGAACUUCAGUCCUGAGGAGCUCACUCGGGCUCAGAAGAUCACCGGCGAGUGCUUAUGGCUGGCAUACCGGACUCGUCCGGAUAUUCUCUACGUUACGAACUACAUGGCCGGGAUGACUGCAAGGAAACCUGUGAAGGUUUACAACGUGGGCUUGAAGGUUGUGGCCUACUUGAACGCCACGGCGGGCUUGAAACUGAAGGUCGAGUCCGAAGCAGUGCCCACAACAGAGCCAAAGCAGUCCGCAGCAGCAGGCAAGCAAUCUACGGUGGCUAUGUCGGUUUGCGAAGCAGAGCUGAUGGAGGGAUCGACAUGUGCCCUCUUGUUGGAGUCCACUCAAGCAAUGUUGGGCGAAAUCAUCCCGGAGGUUGGUACGCCCACUUUGUUCAUCGACAACAUGGCGGCGCACAACAUCCUCCAUGGUUCUGCUGGCAGCUGGAGGACGAGACACUUGAGGAUUCGGCAUUCCUAUGUGCUGAACCAGGUGUCCACUGGAUCUUUAAGGGUCUGCCACUUGGCUGGAGAGGACCAACCGGCGGAUCUACCUACAAAGCUCCAUAGCCGAGCGAGGCUGCUGCACCUACUGGAGGUUUGGAACAUGGUGGGUCUACCAGCUCUGGACAGCGAGAAGGUGGUCAAAGGUUUGAAGCUGGGAUGCCUCUUCCUGUUGAUGUUGGCGGUGCAAUCUUUGGCGGUGGCUGCUGAGAAGGAGCCUUUGCAGGUUACGGGAACGAGCGAACUCUUGUUGCUGCUUGUUAUGACCUGCAUCGCUGCAGUUGCGCUAUGGGAAGCGGGAAGAGCGGCCUACAAAUGGGCGGUUCCGAUCAUCUUCGCGAACAAGAAGUCCCGGAGAGUGCAUCGUCUGAGGGACUUGGCGAAGGCAGCUGCGGAAGCGGAGAUCGAGAAAUGGGUGGAGGAAGAGAAUGUCACCAGCGAGCAGGUGACAAGAUCCCUGAGGGAGAUCUUGAGAGAGGAACGUCAAGGCGGAACACUUCCCACGCCCUCGGGACAGAUCGAGCAUCUUUGGCGGAACGAGACCUACGACCCCGCCGAUUCCAAGGAGACGGACGCCGUCCCCUACACCAAGGCACUCAAGGUCGGCCUCGAGGAGGAAGGCUUAGCCAUGAGUGGCCUCAAGGACGACAUCGUGAGGUCAGCUACUUCUGAAUGGCUAGCCAAGUGGAAGGACGCUUGA
Symbiodinium sp. CCMP2592 is the source of this 4164-nucleotide messenger RNA. Lineage: Eukaryota; Dinophyceae; Suessiales; Symbiodiniaceae. The record is from the annotation of a GenBank genome assembly.